GAGGAACCUGCAAGCAAACUUGCCACCCAAGCCUCAGCAGAAUGGCUGAAAUCCACGACCAGUUCGACACCAUCCUCAUUCUCGACUUUGGCUCCCAAUAUAGUCACCUUAUCACGAGGAGAUGUCGUGAAUUGAACGUCUAUGCUGAGCUUCAGCCGUGUACUCAGAAGAUCAAGGAUGUUAGCUUUAAGCCAAAGGGUAUCAUCCUUUCCGGCUCGCCAUACUCUGUGUACGACCAGGAUGCACCUCGCGUCGACCCUGAAGUGUUCAGCCUCGAUGUCCCUGUCCUUGGUAUAUGCUAUGGGCUUCAGGAAAUGGCUUGGAACUUGGGAGGCGAAGUCACCAAAUGUGAUCACCGCGAAUACGGAUUCGCACAACUCCUAAUCUCGAAAAUUGGCUCUGGGAACAGCUCUGUAGAUGCUUUGUUUGAGGGUCUCGGUGAAGAGAUGCAGGUCUGGAUGUCGCAUGGCGACCAGCUCUCUGCUAUUCCCGAAGACUUCCAUAUCAUUGGCCAAACGGAUACCGCCCCCUUCGCCGCCAUCGCACACAACUCAAAACCAUUCUACGGCAUUCAAUUCCAUCCCGAAGUCACACACUCGCCUCGCGGUCGAGAAGUCAUCGGUCGUUUCGUACUCAACAUCUGUGGCUGCAAGCCAAGUUGGACCAUGGAGGAGUUCAUUGGUAAAGAGAUUGCCCGUAUUCGUGCUAUCUGUGGUCCCAAGGGUCGAGUCAUCGGUGCAGUUAGUGGUGGAGUGGACAGCACCGUCGCUGCCAAGCUAAUGCACGAAGCCAUCGGAGACCGUUUCCACGCCAUCAUGGUCGACAAUGGUGUCCUACGUCUAAACGAGGCCAAUCAAGUCCACGAAAUGCUCAACAAAGACCUCGGUGUGAACCUCACCGUAGUGGACUCCUCCGAUCUAUUCCUUUCUCGUCUCAAAGACAUUGAAGACCCAGAACAGAAACGAAAAAUCAUUGGGAACACGUUCAUUAACGUGUUUGAAACCGAGGCUGCGAAGAUCGAAGGUACUGCUGAGGAAGAGGAGAAAUUGACCGGAGCGGAGGCCAAGGGAAGAGUGGAAUGGCUGUUGCAGGGAACUUUAUACCCUGACGUGAUUGAAAGUAUCAGUUUCAAGGGCCCGAGUGCGACGAUCAAGACUCAUCAUAACGUUGGAGGUCUCUUGAAGGAUAUGAAGCUCAAGUUGAUCGAGCCCCUCCGGGAACUCUUCAAAGACGAAGUCCGAGCGCUAGGCCGUCUCCUCAACAUCCCAUCGCACCUAGUCCAACGCCAUCCCUUCCCCGGGCCCGGACUCGCCAUCCGAAUCCUGGGCCCCGUCACCCGUUCACAAGUCAAGAUCCUCCAAAUAGCGGAUAACAUCUACAUUGAAGAAAUCCGAAAAGCGGGAUUGUAUAAUGAGAUCAGUCAAGCGUUCGCAGUAUUGUUACCUGUGAAAGCUGUGGGCGUGAUGGGGGAUAAGAGAACCUAUGAACAGGUUAUUGCAUUGAGGGCGGUCCAGUCUGAGGAUUUCAUGACUGCUGAUUGGUAUGUCUUCCCUCCAGAAGUCCUACGCCGCAUCUCUUCUCGAAUCACAAACGAGGUUGAGGGUAUCAACCGAGUCACAUAUGAUAUCUCUUCCAAGCCUCCUGCUACCGUGGAAUGGCUCUAAAGAGAAUAAAUGGCUGCUUGACGUAUAGGUGCAAUGGUGUUUGGGUACAUAUAAACAGACGUAGGAUUGAAUACACGGAACAUAUCACAUUCCAACGAUAUGACUUACAAGCUUCUUCUGCUAAUCAUUACAGGGGCACUCCAGACAAUCCGCGGGAAUAUCCGCAGACAAAGUCGCGUUUCCCGAGAUUUUCCAUGAGAUGUUCAGCCAAUGCGUUCGCUGAACAUUCUCAGCUCUUACGCCCUCUUUUCCGCCAGCCUUUACACGGUCUGCCAACCUCCAUGUACAGAGGUCUCUCUCUCUUGGCCAUCGCUAGAGCUUCUCCGCCGUGACAUCACGACGCUGUGGAUAUUGGGUCUCACAUGUCGCGUCCGGUGCAUGAAAUUCUGGGAAUCUGUUGCUUGUGAAGAUCUUCCUUUGUUCCUCGCCAGAGGGUCCGAAUCGACCUCUGGUGACGCUCCCACCGGUAGGUACGAUUCAGGGAAUAAUCGCUCAUGGUCUGCUUCAGCUUGAUCUUGUAUCCACCUCAAUGGCAACUUCACGAUCGAGAGUUUCGAUUUGCUUUUGGUGGGUACUAAUAGACCAUGUUUUCUCUUUGAUCGUAGACCGAAUGUCAGAUCGACCUGCGAAUUGAGGGGAACAAAGAAUUGCGUAGAGUCUC
This is a messenger RNA of Somion occarium, 2325 nucleotides long. NCBI's taxonomy places the organism in Eukaryota, Fungi, Basidiomycota, Agaricomycetes, Polyporales, Cerrenaceae. The record is from the annotation of a GenBank genome assembly.